AUGCAGAGUGCGAAUGAGGGGCCGGCAGACAUCAUUGCGAAGGUGGCCGGCUUUGUCAAGGGCGGCAAGCGCGAGGAUGACGGUGCUUAUUUCACGAACAAUGAAGGCAUCCCGUUUCCGGACCCAGCUCAUUCCAAGACCAUUGGUGGAAUUCCAGUUGCUAGCGACGUGUGGCUCUUUCAGAAGCAGCAGACAUUCAAUCGCUCGAAGACACUUGAGCGCCAGGUGCACCCUUGCGGUUCAGGCGCUUUCGGUUACUUCGAGGUCACCAAGGAUGUCUCCGGCCUUACAAAAGCCAACUUCCUUUCAGAAGUCGGCGAGAAAACGCCCAUAUUUAUUCGUUUUAGUACCGUCACGCCUGGACGCGAGUAUCCCGACGAGGCGCGUAAUCCCCGCGGCUUCGCAAUCAAGUUCUAUACCAUGGAGGGCAACUACGACAUCGUCGGUCUUAACUUCCCUGUCUUUCUCUGCCGUGACCCUAUCCAGGGCCCAGACGUCAUUCGAUCACAAUACUGGAACCCCAAGAACUUUCUCUUCGACUAUGAUGGCAUCUUUGACUUGCUCGCUAACACCCCCGAGGGUAAUCACGCAGGUCUGAUGUUCUUCAGUGAUCACGGCACUCCUCAGGGAUGGCGCUUCAAUCACGGCUACGGCUGCCACACUUUCAAGUGGGUGAACAAGGAGGGCAGAUUCGUGUACAUCAAGUACCAUUUCAUUGCCGAGCAUGGCCAGAAACAGUUCACGCAGGAACAAGCAACACAGAUGUGCGGCGAGGACCCCGACUACUCGAAGCGCGAUCUGUACGAGGCCAUCGAGAAAGGCGAGGAGAUUGUCUGGAAGGCACACGUGCAGGUUAUGCAGCCCGAAGACGCCGAUCCUGAGAAGCUCGGCUUCGACCCCUUCGACGUGACAAAGAUCUGGCCGCGCAAGCAGUUCCCCAUGCAAGAGUUCGGUCGCAUGGUGCUCAACAAGAACCCGGAGAACUACCACCGCGACGUCGAGCAGGCUGCCUUCUCGCCCGGAAGCAUGGUCCCCGGCAUUGAGGACUCGCCUGACCCGCUUCUCCAGUUCCGCAUGUUCUUCUACCGCGACGCGCAGUACCACCGCAUCGGCGUCAAUCUCCACCAGAUCCCCGUCAACUGCCCCUUCAUGGCGAAGUCGUUCGCGCCCCUCAACUUUGACGGCGCGAUGCGCACGGAUGCGAAUCACGCCGGCAACAAGCAAUAUGCGCCGAACAGCUUUGCGCACAAGUUCCGGCCAGACACGGCCGAGGCGCCGUACCAGGUCAGCGACAACGUGAUGAGCCGGAAGAGCCACUACUGGCACGAGGGCAAGAAGAACGAGCAUGACCAGGCGAAGGAGCUGUGGUCGCGGGUCAUGAGCGAGCAGGAGAAGAAGAAUACGAUUAAGAAUACGGCCAACAUGCUCAAGUUUGUUACUACUCCGGAAAUCCAGUACCUUGCGCAAGUGUUUAACAUCGGCCCGGACCUUGCCAAGGGUAUCUACGGUGGGCUCCCCAAGCCCAAGUUUGAGUUCAGCGAGGUGGAGGAGCUGUCCAAGACGGCGCAUGAGUGGUACAAGGAGAAGAAGUUCCGUCCGAGUAAUGGCGAGAGGCUGACUGGUUUCUCUCCAUCGAUGCCUAUCUACAAUUAA
This is a messenger RNA of Paraphaeosphaeria sporulosa, 1653 nucleotides long. RefSeq names its product catalase. Lineage: Eukaryota; Fungi; Ascomycota; Dothideomycetes; Pleosporales; Didymosphaeriaceae. Gene Ontology annotation, cellular component: cytoplasm; peroxisome; mitochondrion. Gene Ontology annotation, molecular function: catalase activity; heme binding. The coding region runs from base 1 to 1653 and encodes 550 amino acids. Gene Ontology annotation, biological process: hydrogen peroxide catabolic process; response to hydrogen peroxide. The record is from RefSeq and is a predicted model, not a curated record. The transcript is spliced from 5 exons.